GUAUCCCUGCGCCGCUGCGUGAGGGGAAGAGGCUGAAUGAGGCGCCGCGCGGGGGAAGCGGGGCGCCGGGGGAGGAGGCGGCGGGAUGGAAGCAGCAGACGCUGGCGUCGCGCGAGCCGCGGGCCGAGCGGCGCGGUAGAGAGGGCGGCGGCGGCGCGCGCGGAGCCCUGACGUGCCCCUUUCUUUCUUCUCUCUCCGGGAACCCGGGCAGCAUGAGCGCGCAGACCCGCCGCUGCGGCGGCCGCCCCGGCUCCUCGCCUCCCCCUCGUCGGGCCGCCCCUCGCCGGUGAGAGAAGAGAGCGCGAGACGGGAAGAUGGGGGCCGUGCUGAGGAGCCUCCUGGCCUGCAGUUUCUGUGUGCUCCUGAGAGCGGCCCCUUUGUUGCUUUAUGCAAACAGACGGGACUUGCGAUUGGUUGAUGCUACAAACAGCAAAGAGAAUGCUACAAUUGUAGUUGGAGGCUUGGAGGAUGCAGCUGCGGUGGACUUCGUGUUUGGUCAUGGCUUGAUAUACUGGAGUGAUGUCAGCGAAGAAGCCAUUAAACGAACAGAGUUUAACAAAACUGAGAGUGUACAGAAUGUUGUUGUUUCUGGAUUAUUGUCACCGGAUGGGCUGGCUUGCGAUUGGCUUGGAGAAAAAUUAUACUGGACAGAUUCUGAAACUAAUCGAAUUGAAGUGUCUAAUUUAGAUGGAUCUUUACGAAAAGUUUUAUUUUGGCAAGAGUUGGAUCAACCCAGAGCUAUUGCCUUAGAUCCUUCAAGUGGGUUCAUGUACUGGACAGACUGGGGAGAAGUGCCAAAGAUUGAACGCGCUGGAAUGGAUGGUUCAAGUCGCUUCAUUAUAAUAAACACUGAAAUUUACUGGCCAAAUGGACUGACUUUGGAUUAUGAGGAGCAGAAGCUUUAUUGGGCAGAUGCAAAGCUUAAUUUCAUACACAAAUCAAAUCUAGAUGGAACAAAUCGGCAGGCAGUGGUUAAAGGUUCCCUUCCACAUCCUUUUGCCUUGACUUUAUUUGAGGACACAUUGUACUGGACUGACUGGAACACACACUCCAUUUUGGCUUGCAACAAGUACACUGGCGAGGGUCUGCGUGAAAUCCAUUCUAACAUCUUUUCUCCCAUGGAUAUACAUGCCUUCAGCCAACAGAGGCAGCCAAAUGCUACAAAUCCAUGUGGAAAUAAUAAUGGUGGUUGUUCCCACUUGUGUUUGAUGUCUCCAGUCAAGCCUUUUUAUCAGUGUGCUUGCCCAACGGGGGUCAAACUCCUGGAGAAUGGAAAAACCUGCAAAGAUGGCGCCACUGAAUUACUGCUCUUAGCCCGAAGGACAGACUUGAGACGCAUUUCUUUGGAUACACCAGACUUCACAGACAUUGUUCUGCAGUUAGAAGAUAUCCGUCAUGCUAUUGCCAUCGAUUAUGAUCCUGUGGAAGGCUAUAUCUACUGGACUGAUGAUGAAGUGAGGGCCAUACGCCGCUCAUUCAUAGAUGGAUCUGGCAGUCAAUUUGUAGUCACUGCUCAAAUUGCGCAUCCUGAUGGUAUUGCUGUUGACUGGGUUGCCCGAAAUCUUUAUUGGACAGAUACUGGCACUGAUCGAAUUGAAGUGACAAGGCUCAAUGGGACCAUGAGGAAGAUCUUGAUUUCAGAGGACUUAGAGGAACCCCGGGCUAUUGUGUUAGAUCCCAUGGUUGGGUACAUGUAUUGGACUGACUGGGGAGAAAUUCCGAAAAUUGAGCGAGCAGCUCUGGAUGGUUCUGACCGAGUAGUGUUGGUUAACACUUCUCUUGGUUGGCCAAAUGGUUUAGCCUUGGAUUAUGAUGAAGGCAAAAUAUACUGGGGAGAUGCCAAGACAGACAAAAUUGAGGUUAUGAAUACUGAUGGUACUGGGAGACGAGUACUGGUGGAAGACAAAAUUCCUCACAUAUUUGGGUUUACUUUGUUGGGUGACUAUGUCUACUGGACUGACUGGCAGAGGCGUAGCAUUGAAAGAGUACACAAAAGAAGUGCAGAGAGGGAGAUCAUCAUAGAUCAGCUACCAGACCUCAUGGGCCUCAAGGCCACAAAUGUUCAUCGAAUUAUUGGUACCAACCCUUGUGCAGAAGAAAAUGGGGGAUGUAGCCAUCUCUGCCUCUAUAGACCUCAGGGCCUUCGCUGUGCCUGCCCCAUUGGCUUUGAACUCAUCAGUGACAUGAAGACCUGCAUUGUGCCUGAGGCUUUCCUUUUGUUUUCACGGAGGGCAGAUAUCAGGCGAAUUUCUUUGGAAACUAACAAUAAUAAUGUGGCCAUUCCGCUCACUGGUGUCAAAGAAGCUUCUGCUUUGGAUUUUGAUGUGACAGACAACCGAAUUUACUGGACUGAUAUAUCGCUCAAGACCAUCAGCAGAGCCUUUAUGAAUGGCAGUGCACUGGAACAUGUAGUAGAAUUUGGCUUAGAUUAUCCAGAGGGCAUGGCGGUAGACUGGCUUGGAAAGAACCUGUACUGGGCAGACACAGGAACAAAUCGAAUCGAGGUGUCAAAAUUGGAUGGGCAACACCGACAAGUUUUGGUGUGGAAAGACCUAGAUAGUCCCAGAGCUCUUGCAUUGGACCCUGCAGAAGGAUUUAUGUAUUGGACUGAAUGGGGUGGAAAACCUAAGAUAGACAGAGCUGCUAUGGAUGGAAGUGAACGUACUACGUUAGUUCCAAAUGUGGGCCGGGCAAAUGGCCUGACUAUUGAUUAUGCUAAAAGGAGGCUUUAUUGGACAGACCUGGACACCAACUUAAUAGAAUCUUCAAAUAUGCUUGGACUCAACCGUGAAGUUAUAGCAGAUGACUUGCCUCAUCCUUUUGGCUUAACUCAGUACCAAGAUUACAUCUACUGGACGGACUGGAGCCGACGCAGCAUUGAGCGUGCCAACAAAACCAGUGGCCAAAACCGCACCAUCAUUCAGGGCCAUUUGGAUUAUGUGAUGGACAUCCUCGUCUUUCAUUCCUCUCGGCAGGCAGGGUGGAAUGAGUGUGCUUCCAGCAAUGGGCAUUGCUCCCACCUCUGCUUGGCUGUGCCAGUUGGAGGUUUUGUUUGUGGAUGCCCUGCCCACUACUCUCUUAAUGCUGACAACAGGACUUGUAGUGCUCCAACUACUUUCCUGCUCUUCAGUCAAAAGAGCGCCAUCAACCGCAUGGUGAUUGAUGAACAGCAGAGUCCUGACAUCAUCCUUCCUAUCCAUAGCCUUCGGAAUGUCCGGGCCAUUGACUAUGACCCACUAGACAAGCAACUAUAUUGGAUUGAUUCACGGCAAAACAUGAUCCGAAAAGCACAAGAAGAUGGCAGCCAGGGUCUUACUGUUGUUGUGAGCUCUGUUCCGAACCAGAACCUAGAAAUACAGCCCUAUGACCUCAGCAUUGAUAUUUAUAGCCGAUACAUCUACUGGACUUGUGAGGCCACUAAUGUCAUUAAUGUAACAAGAUUAGAUGGGAGAUCAAUUGGAGUGGUGCUGAAAGGAGAACAAGACAGACCUCGAGCCAUUGUGGUAAACCCAGAGAAAGGGUAUAUGUAUUUUACCAAUCUUCAGGAAAGGUCUCCCAAAAUUGAACGAGCUGCUUUGGAUGGAACAGAACGGGAGGUCCUCUUUUUCAGUGGCUUAAGUAAACCAGUUGCUUUGGCUCUUGAUAGCAGAUUGGGCAAGCUCUUUUGGGCUGAUUCAGAUCUCCGCCGAAUUGAAAGUAGUGAUCUUUCAGGUGCCAACCGAAUAGUGUUAGAAGACUCCAAUAUUUUGCAGCCAGUGGGACUGACUGUGUUUGAAAACUGGCUAUAUUGGAUUGAUAAACAGCAGCAAAUGAUUGAAAAAAUUGACAUGACAGGUCGAGAGGGUAGAACCAAAGUCCAGGCUCGAAUUGCCCAGCUUAGUGACAUUCAUGCAGUGAAAGAACUGAAUCUUCAGGAAUACAGACAACAUCCUUGUGCUCAGGAUAAUGGUGGCUGUUCACAUAUUUGCCUUGUAAAAGGAGAUGGUACUACAAGGUGCUCUUGCCCUAUGCACUUGGUUCUGCUUCAAGAUGAGCUAUCAUGUGGAGAACCCCCAACAUGUUCUCCGCAGCAGUUUACUUGUUUCACGGGGGAAAUUGACUGUAUCCCUGUGGCUUGGAGGUGCGAUGGGUUUACUGAAUGUGAAGACCACAGUGAUGAGCUAAAUUGUCCUGUCUGCUCAGAGUCCCAGUUCCAGUGUGCCAGCGGGCAGUGUAUCGACGGUGCCCUCCGAUGCAAUGGAGAUGCAAACUGUCAGGAUAAAUCAGAUGAGAAGAACUGUGAAGUGCUUUGUUUAAUUGAUCAGUUCCGCUGUGCCAAUGGGCAGUGCAUUGGAAAACACAAGAAAUGUGAUCAUAACGUGGAUUGCAGUGAUAAAUCAGAUGAACUGGAUUGUUACCCAACUGAGGAGCCAGCACCACAGGCCACCAAUACAGUUGGCUCAGUUAUUGGAGUAAUUGUCACCAUUUUUGUAUCUGGAACCAUAUACUUUAUCUGCCAGAGGAUGUUGUGUCCACGUAUGAAGGGAGAUGGGGAAACCAUGACUAAUGACUAUGUAGUUCAUGGACCAGCUUCUGUGCCCCUUGGUUAUGUGCCACACCCAAGUUCUUUGUCAGGAUCUCUUCCAGGAAUGUCUCGGGGUAAAUCAAUGAUCAGUUCUCUCAGUAUCAUGGGGGGAAGCAGUGGACCCCCUUAUGACCGAGCUCAUGUCACAGGAGCAUCAUCAAGUAGUUCUUCAAGCACCAAAGGCACUUAUUUCCCUGCGAUUUUGAAUCCUCCACCAUCCCCAGCCACAGAGCGAUCACAUUAUACUAUGGAAUUUGGUUAUUCUUCAAAUAGCCCUUCCACUCAUAGGUCCUACAGCUACAGGCCAUACAGUUACCGGCACUUUGCUCCCCCCACCACACCCUGCAGCACAGAUGUGUGUGACAGUGACUAUGCUCCCAGCCGGAGAAUGACCUCCGUGGCGACAGCCAAGGGCUACACGAGUGACUUGAACUAUGACUCAGAGCCUGUGCCGCCACCUCCCACACCGCGAAGCCAGUACUUGUCAGCAGAAGAGAACUAUGAAAGCUGCCCACCUUCUCCAUACACAGAGAGGAGCUACUCGCAUCACCUCUACCCACCACCACCCUCUCCCUGUACAGACUCCUCCUGAGGAGGGGCCCUCCUCCUCUGACUGCCUCCAACACAAAAAUGUAAAUACAAAUUUGGUUGAGAUCUGGAGGGGGGGAGGGAGCUAUUAGAGAAGGGUGAGGCAGACCAUGUACAGUUAAAAAUUAUAAAUGGGGUAGGGAAUACUGGAGAUAUUUGUACAGAAGAAAAGGAUAUUUAUAUAUUUUCUUAAAACAGCAAAUUUGCUGCUUGUGCCAUAAAAAUUUGUAUAAAAAAUAAAUUUGUACUAAAAGUUUUAUUUUUACAAAACUAAAUACACAAAGCAUGCCUUAAACCCAGUGAAGUGACUGAGUACAGAGGAAACAGGAAUAAUAAAGGCAUCACUGACCAGGAAUGUCUGGCCGUUUUUGAUACCAAAAACCACACGACAACAACAAACCCAAGAAACAACAAAGUAGUACUGGGAGAAGAAAGUGUCCAUCUCAGAGCAGCAAACCAUAAUACUUGGAAGUAGCCAAAAAGCCUUCAUGUUAAUUUACAUUUGAGGGCAAUUAUGUCUAAGAAAUCAUGAGAAGAAAAAAAAGAAAUAAUGCUAAACUCAGACAAAGGGCUUUGUUUUCUCUAGGAAUCCCAACAAUUUUAGUGAGGAAGGCAGAGGUGUUGCUAUUGUGGGAGAGAUCAGCUGUCUGGUAAGAGGCUGGGGGCCGUUUCUAUGUGCAAGUCUUCUGUCCCUGCUGUAGAGCCCACACCUCUGUCAAAAAAGGAUUGUUUCCUUUAGGUGUUUCCAUCUUGCUUCCUCCCCUGGCAGCUUUGAAGAUAGGACUUAGUCAAGGUUUUUCUUUUGAGGAUUGAUUAGACGGAAUUUCCUAAAUUAAGGUUUCAUUUUAAUUUUCCUACUAACUCCAUUACCCAGUAGGUUCAGCUCUUCAGUGUCACUGCUGUUUUGCAUAAUGGUCAAAGGUUAGACAUAUUAUUGCUCCUCUUUACUUCCAAGAUUGUUCUAAUGCUCAUUAAAAUGUCUUUUUACAAUACAUAUAGACGUUUAAGAAUUAUAAAUUUAACUGUUGUUUUUUAUGUAAAUUAAUCAUAUAUCCUUGCAGUACUUUCAGCAUAUAAUAUCACAAUAUGAAAUCAUUUUUAUAUAUUUUUCGCCUAGUAAAACUUUUAAAUAUGUUCUUGUUAGAGGCAAUCUAUUUAAAAAGAGAUUUUAUUGUAUCAUUAGGUUUUCCCUUUAUUAACUAUUUUUGACAUUUUCAUGUUCUUAGGCCAAUUUUUUCUCCAAAUGAUGUCUACAUACAUACCUCUUCUAAUGUGUGACAUGAGUUUAAUAUCUUUCUGUUACCCACUGUGAAUGUUAGUUUUCAGAUUUCCACAGAUUCUCCUUAUAAUGGCCUCAUAUAUUUUUAUGUGUGCUCUCUCUUUAUCUCAUUAUGGAAUAGAUAAUUUAAACAAAUUUAACAAUAGAGAUUGAAGGUAAAGGCAAACUGUUAACUUCUCAGCUGUCAGAACUUGGGUGGACGGAAUAAUGGAAGGCUCUGUGUGAGCUGCCUGAGUGCACAGUUCCAGGGCUGCUACAUCUUCAGCUCUCAGGGUGCAGUGAUUCCAGCACUUCUCUGCCACCCUGUCAGAAAUUCAUUUCCUGCUAUUUACAAGUUUCCAGCACUUCUCUGCUAAAAUUGAAUGUGUUUUUGAACUAAUGUAUUUUUACCUUAACAGAUGUUGAUCAGUUAAUUGUUGAAUGUGUAUGUGUGUAUUUUGUUUUUUUGUAUUCUGUGUUGCUGAGGCCUUUCUGGAUUUCAGGGCCCAAGAGAAAACAACAGAAGGAUUUAGACUUUUGGCAGACGUGAAGUAACUAAGCAGUUGAAUACCUAAACAGACUUUUCAGAGUGGAGAAAACGGGGUUUUAGAUUGUGGGGACACCAUCAGGUGCACUUGAUUUUGCAUAUAAAUAAAUGGUAAUCCAUCAGUGUCUUGCAUUUCAGUCAGACAAGCAUUAACUCCUCCUGUUGACUGAACGAAGUGCUCUCCUCACAGUCUUAACAUAAACGGACAUGGAAAGUUGUGUUCUGGGACACAUGGGGGCCCUUGAUGCUAAAUGAAGAUGGAUAGCUCAGCAAUAACUGGGUAUCGGCUAGAAUUUGAGAAUUCUCUAUGUUUACAUUUUUUGAUGUGCAUCUUUCUCUGGUGGGCUUUAUCUGAUGUGCACUAUAAUGAACUCAGAAGAUUAUCGUCUGUGAUAUCUCAGUCCAAGUGCUUAUACUGCAAUGGCAGUGGCCUCUUCUUGCAAGAUACUAAUUUGUGUGCCAAUUUGUUUGAAAUUAUUUGAAGGCAGUUCAGCUUAAACUCAAUCCUCUUUCGGGGGUAGUUGAGAUGGAUUCUUAUUUGGGGAGUACCUUUAAAUGACAGAAUUGUCAAAAUUUAGGAGGGAGUUAUUGACCCUUAGGUUACAUGGACAGUUAAGCUUCAGUAAACUAUCUUGAUAAUUAAACAAAGAACUUUAUUUGGAGAAACUGAAAAUUAAAAACUUAAAUAUUUGAGAACUUAAAAUGGGGGGAAUGAAAGUUUAAAUUUGGUGUAUUGCUCCAUUAAUUAUCCGAGAGAGAAAAAUGAGUAAAAUGUCAUUACGUUCCUUAAAUACAAAAGUAUUUCAUUUGAACCUUUGUCUUAAAGCAUGCUCACUUAAAAUGAUCUGAGAAAUGAAGUUCACGAUGGCAAACUUUUCUGUGCACUACAGCAAGCUAUUAUUCUCUGUUGAAAUAAUCUUUUAUAACUGAGCUUUUACAACUUUGGAGUUGGCUCCUGCAGAGCCCUGGUCUUCUGAACAGUGGCCCAAGGGAUUUUGCUGCUUAAAUUAGAUAAUGGUGUAUGCACAUUUUCUCAAUAUUAACUUCUUCUUUCAUGAAAUUUUAUUGUGCCUUUGAUGUUUGUUUGCCCUCUGUAGUAGUCUGUCACAUCUGUAACAGAAAAUUACAGUUAAUUUAAAUGGGAAAAUACUUCGUGAUAUAUCACCAAGAAAUAUCUGACCCUGUGAUAAUUUGAGAAAAACUGUCUUCAAGGAAUGAUAAGUACUUACAAAUGAAAACUAUAGUGUAUUUUCAUCUAGUAUAGACUAGUAAUUUAGGAGGCCUUGAGCAGUUCAGUUUUAUGAGUAUUCAUCUUUAAAAAUAUUCUGAAGUCAUUAAUUUGUCUAAGACCAACUCAAUAUUAAGAUUAAAAAGAGAGCCACCGUCUGUAUCAGGUAGUGAUUAAUUUGGGGGGUUGGGGGUAAUCCCUGUUUUACUGCAAAGCCCCAUCAGUGAAGAAUUUGAAUAGAGUUAGCGUCUGUGGCUUACCUCAGCUAUUACUGGAUGGUAUUGCUUCUGUUACCUGAGAUGACUGCUGGAGCCAGAGGGGCUUGUCUUAAGCAAGUCGGCUGCUCUGGAACAGAGGUGCUGCUCUUUCAGUGUCUCAUCCUGUGCCUAGAUUGGAUUCUUAGAAAUGUCUUUUUAAAAGUUGUCUCAUUUUUAACAAGGGAAGCCUUGCCACUUCAUUGAUUGGCCUGCCACAAGAGCUACGUAUGUUUGUAUUACAUACCUAACAGGGCUCAGAAACAAAAAUCUUGGACUUUUCACACUCCAAAUGUGUUGUGAUUUGAAUAAAUGCUGUGCUUCCGAGUGUGGAGAGGCACAUACAGUAUGGAGUGUGGACAUGAGUAUUGAUUGUAUCAGCUGAUCAAGAAAUGUUUGGGCAUCACAAAUGAGCCCACACUGGGUGAUGACGUGGAAUGCAUCAGAAAGACGUGGAAUGCAUCAGAAAGACGUUUCUAACCAAAAAGUUUAAAACGUUCUCAGAAUUCUUAAGCUCAAGAAAUUUCAUUUGUUAUUUCUUUCCUUAUCUCAAUCCUAAAAUGAGCCAAGAGAAUUAACAGAUAAAUUUAGAAAGUACUGGCAGUGCAUGUGUGUUUUCUGAUUUCUGGGGUGGCAUCAUUUCAUAAUCUCAAAAUUAACUUUUGGAAUUCUCGAAGUUUUAAAGGAUUUAGAUGUAAAAUUUUACAUUUAUAAUCUGAAACAAUUUUAAAUAAUGAGCAUUGUGAAUCCAUGUCCUCAGGAUAUUCAUUAGACUUUGUCUUUAUCUAGAGGGGAGGGAGCAGGGGGCUAGUUUAAUUUAGAAUGAAAUACUACCUUCACCUCCCUUCAGUUGUUAAACUUGACACACUAUUUCUCUGUCUUAAGGCAUUCUUAAACUAUUCCUAAGUUUAUUUUGAAAAUAAUCCUCAUGGCUUUACAAAUAGAAUUGUAAACUAAGUGAUUUCUUGUAUUCAGAAGUGGAGUCUAAACCCAGCAAAAACUAGCUUUUAGAUUUCCCACCAUUAUUUAGUGUGUUCCCCAAAAUUAACGCCAAAGAAUUAGACUGUGUGCUUUUGCUUAACUGUCCAUUUUUGUUGUCCCAUGAACAAACAGGAAUAUAUAUAUAUUAUAUAUAUGCCAAAACAUGAAUAUGAAAAGGAAACUGGAGCAAAGAAAUUCAGAUUACAUCUAAUGCUCCCUGUAUGUAUCUAGAGGGUUAGUAAGGAAAAUUCAAAAAGAGUAAAGAGCUUGCCAAGGAGCUUAAGCUGAACUGACCUUAUUUGCAAGUGAAGGAUCUGGUGCUGCUUUCAGAUGUUUCUUCUUUGUGUUUUAAAAUUUUUCUUAAGCUUUAAACUUUGUCAUUGUCUUAAAGUCAGCUGGUGUUUCUUGUUCUUGGACUUUGGUACGACGGUGCUUUGCAAGGAUGUAUUUAUAUUUUAAUGGCCAACAUUUGGUCAGCCCUUGUCCACUAUUCACUUCCCCUUUUUGUAAAAUAAGUGCUUUAAUUGUAAACUGUAUAAAAACACCUUGUAUAAACCCCCAUUUUGAUUAUUACAAUAAGCUGAGCUGUAACAAAUGAAAUGUUGAUUUUUAUAAUAAAACAGUGGAAAAAUAAAAGAGUGUUGUUUCUUUUCAAC
Talpa occidentalis (Iberian mole) is the source of this 10076-nucleotide messenger RNA. RefSeq names its product LDL receptor related protein 6 (gene LRP6). The transcript has 23 exons. The record is from RefSeq and is a predicted model, not a curated record. Lineage: Eukaryota; Metazoa; Chordata; Mammalia; Eulipotyphla; Talpidae. Gene Ontology annotation, molecular function: Wnt receptor activity; Wnt-protein binding. Bases 315 to 5156 code for a protein of 1613 amino acids. Gene Ontology annotation, biological process: chemical synaptic transmission; canonical Wnt signaling pathway; Wnt signaling pathway involved in somitogenesis.